Glarea lozoyensis ATCC 20868 is the source of this 3660-nucleotide messenger RNA. RefSeq lists its product as uncharacterized. The transcript has 2 exons. The coding region runs from base 1 to 3660 and encodes 1219 amino acids. Lineage: Eukaryota; Fungi; Ascomycota; Leotiomycetes; Helotiales; Helotiaceae. The record is from RefSeq and is a predicted model, not a curated record.
AUGGAUCCAAGACAGCCGCCUCAACUUCCAUUCUCGCGAAAUACAGCCUCGCCCUACGAUGGUCGAACACCUUUUCCUCCCUCGAACCAGCCACCGUAUCCUCCCUCUUCACAUCCCGCGAAUGCUGCUCCAGCUUACGCCGAACACCACAGAAGACCAUCAGAUCCUCCAUUCUACAACGCGCAACAACGGAAUUAUGCUCCAGGAGGCCCUCCUAUGCCAGGACCGGGCCAUGCCAGACAUCAGAGUGCAUCAUCGAUAACACAUGGAACGCCAGUAACGCGAGCAAUGCCUCCUCCCUCCUCACCUCAACAACCAUCUUCUCAAGCGCCUCAUCAUACCUACGGUCCGCCGCCUAUGCGCGCUGCCUCGUCGUCAGUCGGGCCUCCAGUGGGAUUUCAAUCAGGUCGCGAGCUUCCUCCGAUUGGAAGCCGAGGGAACGGCAUGUCGAUAUCAUCUCUCUUAGGAGGCCCACCAGCCGCAAGUCGCGAACCACCACAGCCUUCACAAUACGCUUCUCCCAUCAGUACGUCCUCCGCGCCGGGACCAUUCCCUAGCACGACACAUCCCUCACCCCGAAUGAGCUCGGCGGGUCAAGAAUAUACGCCGUUUCGCCGACCUCAAACACCCGAGCAUCCACGACCCUACGAACCUGCGACGAGAGAUCAUCGUUCAAACUCGGCCGGGUCUCCACCAGGAGUUGGUCAUUAUGGCACUCCAGAUGGGAGAGGGAGGUUCAGUACAGCGCAGACGAAUUACUCACGACCUGGCCCUCCAGGGAUGCGGGUAGGAGAAGAGCCCCGCCCAGAACCGAUUCGCGUUCCCAACCCAAAUUCUGCGUUACCUCCACGACCGAACAGUCAGCCCAGUGGUCACCCUCCUCCGAAUCGACAUGCGCCGGGUCAAAGAAUGUCAGGACAUGGCGAAAAUAUUUUUGGCGAGAGAAGGGUGGAAAAUAUGUCACGACCCGCGGACCAGAUGAACCGGGCGCCGGAACCAGCAUAUGCAAGAGCAGCAUUCGAGGAAAGAGGAGCUUCAGCCUAUACAUAUGUAGAAAGGGAGAGACAAGAGCGAGAGGUGGCUAUCCAACGGGAGAGAGAACGUGCGAGGGAACGAGAAGAGGAGAUGCACAGAGUCCGCGAACGAGAGCGUGAGAGAGAACGCGAAAGAGACCGGGAGGAGAGAGAACGAGAGAGGGACCGAGAAAUUGAGAUGGAGAGAGAAAGGCAGAGACGGGAUCGAGCACUGAGUGGCCAUGGAAAUGAUAUACAUAUGGAUUAUGCUCGUCAACACGCUGCUCAGCGAAAUGCCCAGCCUGGUUACAAUCGUCCAGAAGCUCGAGAACAACCUGCAUGGAUGCGACCUGACUACGAACCACCACGACCACCGUAUGAACCUAUACCACCCCAGCCCGAAAGACCUCCACCGCAGCAGACUCAACCUCCUGGAUAUGGAUAUCCAGCGAGUUCUGCUCCACAAUAUCAAGGACAUCACGCAUAUGCGCAAGAGGUCUCACGAUAUCCGCCAGCAUCUCAGCCAUCACAAAUGCCCGCUCAACAUGCGGCACCUUCCAACCAGUAUGAAGCAUCAAUGAUUGAAAGACAAAGAAUCGCAAAUGUUGCACAGCAUUUGCAUCAGCAACAUCAACCAGGGCCUGCUUAUGCUGGACCGCCUAUGAACGGACCUUAUCAGCCACAAGAAUCACCUACGAGACGGAAUAUGGAAGAAUCACAACAGAUGCAGCAACAACGAAGUUUUCUUGGAGUAGAGUUCAAUCGUAAGGGCCGAUUAUCGCCACUCCCUCAAGCAGUACAAGGAGCACAAGCACAACACGGUGGUCCGGGCGGUGAGCCAGGUAUCAAGAGCGAAUUUGGAAGAAUGUUUUCUGGUAUUGGGAGUGGUGUAAGCGGUCUCGGAGUACCAAGUCCUGUCUCUGCAAAUGCUCAAUCGAUGCCAUUUUCUAACUCCGGUCAACUUCGACGUGAAGACCUCGAAGGGUUCGCCAAUCAGGAUUCGCCUAUGGAUAAUGGUAGCAUUAAGCCUCGAUCAUCAUCUCGUGGUGGUGCUACGUCUAGAAGAAGGAAGUUGAAGGAAGAAGAUGGUAGGGAUGAUGAAAGUAGUACAGGUAGACGUACCCCUAGUGGAAGAGGUAAACGUACAAAGACGCAUCACCAUCAUCAUCACCAUCACCAUCACCAUCACGCGGAACAAAAUAAUAACACUUCCUCGCCUGCUCAAAAUCAUCUCACGCCGUUUAAAAAUGCGAAAGGAUCUGCCAUUCCAUCUCCACCUGGCACUGACGCCAAGCAAACCUCAGCAACGCAUCAUCACCAUGCUCCAACAAGCAAACCACAUUACCAUCAUCAUGCGGCAGCACCAAGGCCCGUCCCUCAGAUCAAUCCCAUAAUUCCGAUACCAGUUCGAACUAUCAAAUCAAAUGAAGUCUUUGAAAGUGUUGCAGAUCGCCAGCGUCUUCAUCUGGGGGUUCAAACUUAUCAAGCCAAACUUAAGCCCAAAGGAAAAGAUUCCAAGGGCAGGAACUCAUUAUCAAACCGAAGUUUCGCAAGUACCCCUCUACCUCUACCACGACUAGAAGGCAAGGAAAAUUGUACAAUGACGAUCAAAGUUUCUCGAGCAUACCUAUCAGAUGUCAGUAGAGAGGAAAUCACCCGCCGUCGCGCCGUUUACGGUACCGAUAUCUAUACCGACGAUUCCGAUGUCGUCGCCGCUUGUAUCCACGAGGGUUGGUUCCGCGGCGCUUGGGCCCCAGACGUAGAUAUCUCCUUAUUAGACCUUGAAAUUGGCGACCCUCCUGCUCGUCCCAUCGAUGCCGAGGCGGUAUUGACAGCUCCACCGCCACAUGGUCCUUUGAUCGUCCCGAAGAAUCACGAUGUUGAUAUCAAGAUCCUUAUACUCCCUGCACUCGUCGAAUAUAAAGGCUGUGUCCGCUUCGGCAUCAGAAGUAGGGAGUGGGGUGUGAAGCAUUCGGGCUAUCAGGCGCAACACGACGGGUUGAGUUUCAAGAUUAUGAGUGUGCAGUUUGUUGCUGGUGACGGGGGUGUUGAAUCAAAACGUGGCAAAGUGGCGUAUAGUCAAAAUCUGACAGCGAGGGAGUUGGAAGAGGAGAGGCGAACCGCGCGGGUAUUCGAGAUGGGCGAUCAGGUGAUGCAGGAUAGAGCUGAGGAAAUCAGUUUCGAACGCGGAGAGGCAGGGUUGAGGGGCGUGGGCAUGAGGAGUUGGAAUUUAGAUCCCCCGCCUCCGAAGAGGGUUGAGGAGGUGCAGAGGGAGGUGCCGGCCCCGAUAAGGGUGCGCACGCCCAGGGUUAUGGAACCGCCCGUCGUGGAACCUAUUACGCCGGCGGCGGGACAGGAGAAGAUGGUGGGUUUGGGUGUUGAUGCGGUGGUUGAGACGGCGGGGGUGUUGGCUGCUUUGAGGGGUGGGGAGGUUGAGGGGGUAGGGAUGGGAAGGAGGGAAGGGAGUGGUUUGGGGGAGGGCGGAGAUGUAGGCAGAGUUGCGGAGGGGGCAAAAGAGGUUACUGAGGCGGAUAUUCAGAGGGUUAUGGGGAUUCAAGGGGGUACAGGGGAAAGUGAAAGAGGGAGAGUAGUAGAGAUGGUUACGGAGAGGAUGGUGUGGAAUGCGAAUUCGGUGGGGAGGCAUUGA